Chanos chanos (milkfish) is the source of this 2816-nucleotide messenger RNA. It is a transcript of the gene naa15b, whose product is annotated as N-alpha-acetyltransferase 15, NatA auxiliary subunit b. Gene Ontology annotation, molecular function: protein binding. The transcript has 20 exons. Gene Ontology annotation, biological process: N-terminal peptidyl-methionine acetylation. The record is from RefSeq and is a predicted model, not a curated record. The coding region runs from base 187 to 2784 and encodes 865 amino acids. Lineage: Eukaryota; Metazoa; Chordata; Actinopteri; Gonorynchiformes; Chanidae. Gene Ontology annotation, cellular component: cytoplasm; NatA complex.
AGGGGGCUUUUCUGUCACCACGUGAGGGUGGAGGGAGCCCGAAAAAGGGGAGCAAUCGAGCGAGGGCGAGGAAUCAGAGAACAAGGGGGAGAGAAAUUGAGGGAGAAACAGUCAGUCAUUCACAUAUACACACACGCAUUUCUCAUGUGCUGAGUUCGAGGAUACAUUAGUUAGCUACCAAGAACGAUGCCGACAGUCACCCUACCGCCGAAAGAGAACGCUCUUUUCAAAAGGAUUUUGAGAUGUUACGAACACAAGCAGUACAGAAACGGACUCAAGUUCUGCAAACAGAUCCUGUCCAACCCCAAGUUUGCCGAGCAUGGAGAGACGCUGGCGAUGAAGGGGCUGACGCUGAACUGUUUGGGGAAGAAAGAGGAGGCGUACGAACUGGUCCGACGCGGCCUCCGCAACGACCUCAAGAGUCAUGUCUGCUGGCAUGUGUACGGUCUAUUGCAGCGUUCGGAUAAGAAGUACGACGAGGCGAUCAAGUGUUACAGAAACGCUUUGAAAUGGGACAAAGACAACCUCCAGAUCCUCCGCGACCUCUCCCUCUUACAGAUCCAGAUGAGAGAUCUGGAGGGAUACCGGGAGACCAGGUACCAGCUGCUCCAGCUGCGUCCGGCCCAGCGAGCCUCGUGGAUCGGCUACGCCAUCGCUUACCACCUGCUGGAGGACUACGAGAUGGCCGCCAAGAUCAUCGAGGAGUUCAGGAAAACGCAACAGACAUCUCCAGACAAGGUGGACUAUGAGUACAGUGAACUGCUGCUUUACCAGAACCAGGUUCUGAGGGAGGCGGGUUUGUAUAAGGAGGCACUGGAGCACCUCACCACCUACGAGAAACAGAUCUGUGACAAGCUGGCCGUGGAGGAGACCAGAGGAGAGUUAUUAUUGAAACUGGAGCGACUGGAGGAGGCGGCAGAGGUGUACAGACGACUACAGGAGAGAAAUCCAGAGAACUGGUCUUAUUACCACGGCCUUGAGAAAGCCCUUAAACCAGGCAGUACAGAGGAGAAACUGAAAAUCUACGAGGAGGCUUGGAUAAAAUACCCCAAGGGCCUGGUGCCUAGACGACUUCCACUGAACUUCCUGUCUGGGGCGAAGUUUCGGGAGUGUUUGGAUAAAUAUUUGCGAAUGAACUUCAGCAAGGGCUGCCCUCCUGUUUUCACCACACUAAAAUCACUCUAUCAAGACAAAGAGAAGGUGGCAAUAAUUGAAGAAUUGGUUGUGGGUUAUGAGACCUCAUUAAACAGCUGCAGAAUGUUCAGUCCAAACGAUGAUGGUAAGGAGGAGCCGCCCACUACGUUACUGUGGGUCCAGUACUUCCUGGCGCAGCAUUACGACCAGAUAGGCCAGCAGAGCCUGGCGCUGGAGUACAUAAACGCCGCCAUCGAGAGUACCCCAACGCUCAUCGAGCUCUUCCUCGUCAAAGCCAAGAUUUACAAGCACGCGGGGAACAUUCGGGAGGCGGCACGCUGGAUGGACGAGGCCCAGGCCCUGGAUACGGCCGACCGCUUCAUCAACUCCAAAUGUGCCAAGUACCUGCUGAAAGCCGGACUCGUCAAAGAGGCUGAGGAGAUGUGCUCCAAAUUCACGCGGGAGGGGGCGUCGGCGGUGGAGAACCUGAAUGAAAUGCAGUGCAUGUGGUUCCAGACGGAAUGCGCCUUGGCCUACAAAUCCAUGAAGAAGUACGGAGAGGCGUUGAAGAAAUGCCACGAGAUCGAGAGGCACUUUGUGGAGAUAACGGACGACCAGUUUGACUUCCAUACCUACUGCAUGAGGAAGAUGACGCUGCGUUCGUACGUGGACCUGCUGAAGCUGGAGGACGUGCUGCGCAUGCACCCCUUCUACUACAAGGCCGCGCGCACCGCCAUCCUCAUCUACCUCAGUCUCCACGACAACCCGCUCGCCGACGACAACAAGGAGCUGCAGGCCGACACCGGGAACCUGACGGACAAAGAGCUGAAGAAGUUGCGGAACAAGCAGCGGCGGGCGCAGAAGAAGGCCCAGCUGGAGGAGGAGAAGAAGAACGCGGAGAAAGAGAAGCAGCUGAAGAAUCAGAAGAAGAAGAAAGAAGACGACGAUGAAGAGAUGGGAGGACCUAAGGAGGAGCUUAUCCCUGAGAAACUGGCUAAGGUGGAAAACCCGUUAGACGAAGCUGUUAAGUUCUUAACACCCUUAAAAAACCUUGUGAAGAAUGAGAUAGACACACACCUCCUGGCCUUUGAAAUCUACUUUAGGAAAGAGAAAUACUUGUUAAUGUUACAAUCAGUGAAGAGAGCAUACGCCAUAGACCCACACAAUCCCUGGCUACACCAAUGUCUUGUGCGUUUCUUCAAAGGAGUGACAGAAAGCAAAGACCUUCCGGAAGCAGUGCGCACGGUCCUGAAACGAGAAAUCUCCCGAUUGUUUGGCGAUAGCAGCGCGAACAACUACAACCAGACGUUCCUCAGCAAGCACUCCGACUCCAUCCCUCAUCGAGUAGCAGCUGCCAAAAUGAUGGUCUACUUAGACCCCUCUACAGAGAAAAAGGCAGUGGAGCUGGCUACUGCGCUGGAUGAGUCUCUUAACAACCGGAGCAUUCAGAUCUGCACGGAGGUCCUGAACAGUCUGCGAGACGGUAGCCUUGGCGACGCCAAGGAGACUGCGGAAUCUUACCGAGCGGAAUGCCACAAAAUCUACCCUUACACCUUGGCUUUCAUGCCCCCGGGCUACGAGGAAAACAUGAAGAUCGCAGUCAACGGAGACGUCUCUACGGAAACGGAGGAGCUGGCCAAUGACAUGUGAACAGGAAGAGGGGAGGGGGGCGGUACCUAUCG